Rhodamnia argentea is the source of this 1683-nucleotide messenger RNA. Its product is annotated as E2F transcription factor-like E2FE. Gene Ontology annotation, cellular component: RNA polymerase II transcription regulator complex. NCBI's taxonomy places the organism in Eukaryota, Viridiplantae, Streptophyta, Magnoliopsida, Myrtales, Myrtaceae. Gene Ontology annotation, biological process: regulation of transcription by RNA polymerase II. The coding region runs from base 114 to 1286 and encodes 390 amino acids. The transcript is spliced from 11 exons. The record is from RefSeq and is a predicted model, not a curated record. Gene Ontology annotation, molecular function: DNA-binding transcription factor activity, RNA polymerase II-specific; RNA polymerase II cis-regulatory region sequence-specific DNA binding.
GUAAGUUGGCGCUUGUGUCUCUUUCAAAAUUUCAAACCCGCCAAAAAAAGGCACCCCCUCUCUCUCUCUCUCUCUCUUCUCUAUCUCUGUUUUCAUUCAUCGGAGGUUUGAAGAUGGCCUCGAAUGCGAUCCCCACGGUGAAUCCAUCGGAAUCUCUACAGAAGCUUCCAAGUUACAGCAGGAAGCAGAAAUCUCUUGGCCUUCUUUGCACCAAUUUCUUGGGAUUGUACGACCGAGAAGGCGUGGAUUUGAUUGGUCUCGACGAGGCCGCGUCGCGAUUAGGCGUGGAGAGGCGACGAAUCUACGAUAUUGUCAACGUCUUGGAGAGCAUCGGAGUUCUAGCAAGAAAAGCCAAGAACCAGUAUACCUGGAAAGGGUUGGGAGGAAUUCCUAACGCUUUGAAAAAGCUUAAGGAAGAGGGAUUGCGCGAGAACUUCAGCAUUUCCAAUUUCGCUAGCUACAACAGAGUAUCAGAUGAUGAAGAGGACGAUGAAGUAUAUUCUGAUCCUAACAUGGGAAGUCAGGAGGACCAAUCCAACCCCGCCCCCGUGCUCAAAGCUACUGGAUCAGCAACAACAGACAAUAGAAGAGAGAAAUCUUUGGGACUUUUGACUCGGAAUUUCGUGAAGAUUUUUAUCUGCUCAAAUGUGUCUGUGUUCUCCCUUGAUGAAGCUGCUAAAAUACUGCUGGGAGAUGGUCAGAGUUCAAUUAUGAGAAGUACAAAAGUAAGACGACUCUAUGACAUUGCCAAUGUAUUGGCUUCAAUGAACCUUAUUGAGAAGACCCAUACUACAGAUACCAGGAAGAAUGCUUUCAGGUGGUUAGGGCUCAGAGAGAAAUGGACUGGAUCUGUUGACGCUCUAAUUAGUGAUGAUCCUAAGAAAAGAAUGUUUGGGACUGAAAUCACCAACACUGAUUUCAAGAGAAACAAAAUGAGUCCCUUAGUUGAGGGAGUUUCAAACUUCAAUUCGAAUGUACAAAAAAAGUCGAAGAACGAGAGACUAAUAAAGGAGCUCAGCAGAAGCAAGUCGGAGCAGGAUUCAAAAGAGAAUGCAAAGAGUUACCAGUUUGGUCCUUUUGCUCCUCACGACAUUCCCAAAGACAUUGCCUCGAGGACCGACAACAGGCGUGCGCGGCAACCCCAUGACUGGGAGAGUCUUGCAUCCGCGUAUAGUCCUCAAUAUCACAACCAAGCCUUGAGGGACCUCUUCGGCCACUACUCGGAAGCAUGGAAGUCUUGGUUCUCCGAAGUUGAUGGGAAGAGCCGCUCUAGCGCAAACACAUGAUGCUCCCGGAUCUCAUUGAAUGCGGCAUGAUACCUAACCGAUUGCUCUUUAUCCUCCAUUGGGAUGGGAGAUGAUCUUGUUUUGUGCAUAAUCUCGAGGCCGUAACUUCCAAUAGUCUUCAUUUGUAUAUCGACACAUCCUAACAAUAUUACCAUACUACUCGUUUGGUAAUAGUCGACUACUUCGAUGGGCACUUUCUGCUAGUCGACGUCCAAUUUUUCUUUGCAUAUGAUCAUGUCGUGGGGGCACACAGUGAUUGGAAGAGAAGACAGCGUGGAAAUGGGCUGAAUCUUAGGUGCUUCAGCACAUGAAGAUAGAUUCUAGCUAGGGGUGGCAAAAGCUGGAUUGAUGUAGCAUAAAACAGUUCUCAAUUUGCAAGAAUUGCAGUUUUGCUAUA